GCCUACAAAUGAAGAUGGCUUCGCAGAGAUUUUGUUUGCGAUGGAAUAACCACCAAAGUAAUCUAUUGUCGGUAUUCGAUCAGCUAUUACAUGCCGAAACAUUUACGGAUGUUACAUUGGCCGUUGACGGUCAAUAUCUUAAAGCACACAAGAUGGUUCUUUCCGCCUGCAGUCCCUAUUUCAAUGCCCUCUUCUUAAAUCAUCCCGAAAAACAUCCCAUUGUCAUUUUAAAAGACGUACCCUAUGCCGACAUGAAAUCUCUAUUGGAUUUUAUGUAUCGCGGUGAAGUUUCUGUCGAUCAGGAACGUUUGACGGCAUUUUUGCGUGUGGCUGAAAGUCUACGCAUCAAAGGUCUCACCGAAGUCAAUGAUGAUAAACCCAGCAAUAAUGAACCCACACCCCAACCGCCACAAUUGCAACGCAUACAACCAUAUGUUGUACAGCAGCAGCAACAACAACAGCGUCAUAAAUCCCACCAAAAUAAUAAUGGUUCCCCUUUGGGUGCCGCCGCCGCCGCGGGCGCCAAUUCCCAAAAAAGCCAACAAGAAUCGCUACUAACAUUGGCAUUAAUGCCCAAACGUAAACGUGGCAAGCCACGUAGGCUAUCGGGUAGUGAUGAUGCUGACUAUGAUGAAUUUGAUGGUGAAAUGGGCAAUGAAGGUGGUAAAAUGUGCAAUGAAUCAUAUUCCGGCAACGAGGAUGCGUCCGAUGAUAAUCAUCGAGAUUCUGGAAAUCAUGAUGAUUUAAAUGAAAGUCGCGACUCCCUCUCCCCCUCAAAGAAAGCUCAAAUGCAACAACACGAUGAUAACAGUACUUCCGAUGGCAAUGACAGUGAUAAUGAUGAACCCAUGGACACAUCAUAUAUGGAACCACAAUUAAUGCUAGAUGAAUACGAUGAACCCGUCGAAUUUAAAUUUGACCCGAAUGCCAACGAUUCCCAGGAAAACAGCAGUAUGUCAAAUAUGUCGCAACAGCAGGCCCGCCAGCAAGCCCUUUUUCUAGCCGCCCAACAGAAACAUCAACAAAAUAUGGUUGAGGCUGCUGCUGCGGCGGCUGCCGGUGGUCUCCAGAUGGCCGGUGUUGCUGGUAUUCAGUUCAAUUCAAUGGUUAGCAUACCGAAAUUGGCACCACUUGUCAAACCUGUCAAGCCAAAGAUUAAUAAACGUGUUAAGUUGAAGCAAAAUGGUGUUGAUGUUAAGCCCUUCGCCAACACAGCCGACUACAUGGAAAUGCUCUCAGCUGGCAACUAUUUGAAUUCCGCCCAAUUACAAAAAAUGAAAUCUGCAUUGAGUGCCAGUACGGGCAGCCUCAACGUUAAUUCCCCACCACCCAAAACCAAAUUGAAUACUUCAUGCAAUUCCAUUAUCGAAGGCGAAGGUGAAGGUUCUGUACGGGAUUAUUGUACCAAAGAGGGUGAACAUACCUAUCGCUGUAAAGUUUGCUCUCGUGUCUAUACGCAUAUUAGCAAUUUCUGUCGCCACUAUGUAACCUCCCACAAGCGUAAUGUCAAAGUCUACCCGUGUCCGUUCUGUUUCAAGGAAUUCACACGAAAGGAUAAUAUGACGGCGCACGUUAAAAUUAUCCAUAAAAUUGAGAAUCCAACAUCGGCAUUGGCCUCAGUGGCGGCGGGUAAUCCCAUACAAUUGCCCGGACAAAUGUCACAGGCUGGGUCGCAGAAUGUGAGCGCCUCGUCAACGCCAACACCACCCGAUUUGAAUGUUCAGACAUCAAAUCAAUCGGGUAGUGGUAUGAGUAGUAGUAUGGCUGGUGCCAAUAUGAAUAUUAUGGGUGGCAUUGCGGCAAGUGUCGGCUUGAAUCCAGCAACACCAACCCAGGGAGGCUUGUCAUCAUCAUCAGCAUCAUCUUCCUCAGUUAGUUCACCACCGGCGGCAGCGAUGGCAACAUCAACACCCACGCCCACACCAACACCGGCAGCAGUGGCGCAGUGA
Musca vetustissima is the source of this 1949-nucleotide messenger RNA. RefSeq names its product protein tramtrack, beta isoform-like. NCBI's taxonomy places the organism in Eukaryota, Metazoa, Arthropoda, Insecta, Diptera, Muscidae. Gene Ontology annotation, cellular component: nucleus. The coding region runs from base 9 to 1949 and encodes 646 amino acids. Gene Ontology annotation, molecular function: protein binding. The record is from RefSeq and is a predicted model, not a curated record. Gene Ontology annotation, biological process: regulation of transcription by RNA polymerase II. The transcript has 6 exons.